UGUCUUAUUUAUUUUUUAAUCAACUGAUAUAAGUUAUACAUGUACUGUAAAAUAUUCCUUGUUAUUUAGUAUUUUCGGUACUUUUUAAUAUAGAGUCCUUUUUAAAUUUGUUUACUGGAACCGUACAACAACGUAUUGCUGGUGUUAUACUGUAUAUUGAAACCGGUAUACGCUGAGAAUUGGAAUAGUCCAGACGGACAACAAACACAAGUCAGGAUUCAGACACCAUAAUCAUUUAUUUCCUUAAUUUUUAGAGACUUUCCGAAUGAUGUGAAGUUGGAACUGCAUGAUGGUCGGAAAAUACUUGUUUUGUAUCUAUUUAGUUUUUGUUUCCAAUUACAUUCUCCCAACAGCUGCGCAGUCGACAGGUUCAUGUGGCGUUUCAGCACUUACCCGGAAUUCCUCUGAAACGAGAAUACAAUUCAUAGAAUUUAGUGGAGAUAAUGCAUUUGACUGUAAGUGGUUUAUAAACGGACCUGCCGGGAAACCAAUCUACCUUGCUCUCAAUUAUCUAACAAUCGGAGGGGAUUGCUCACAAUCUAGUAUUGAUUUUACGUUUACAAAUAAUGCAAAUGAGACCUAUUGUACCGAAAAUAUCACAUCUGAAACUCCGCUACCCAUAGCGACAGGACAUGCUACCAUACAUUUCCGUUCAAAUAUUGAUAGUUUUCGACAUGCAUUUAAAGUCUCCUUUAAAUCAUAUAUAGCAGUGGAGGAACCAUUUAGCGACAAUGUUAGGGGAGACAUCGGAGUAAUACUUGCAAUAGUCCUUGGUGUAGUGUUACUGGGGUCAAUGUUUGUUGCUGUUACUUUUUGUACCAUCAAGCUAUAUCUGAGAUGCAAAAACAGGGAUCCUGAACCAUCUGAGAUGACGGCUAUCACUAAUAUCCGUGCGGAAACAAUGAGGGCGAUUACAUUAAAGGACGACUUUGACAUAAAACCAUUAUCAAGAUUGGUUAGGGCGAAAACAGGGUCAACAGAAAGAAUACUACAGACAAGAGAAGCUUAUGCUUAAUCUUUGCUGUGAACUUAAAGAGGGACGAAGUGACUGUAGAGUACUAAACAUGAUAAAAUACGUACUAAACUUGUACCGGUGAUAUAAAUAUUAAAAGGUGAUAAAAGACUUA
This is a messenger RNA of Mytilus trossulus (common blue mussel), 1127 nucleotides long. RefSeq lists its product as uncharacterized. The transcript has 6 exons. The coding region runs from base 287 to 1015 and encodes 242 amino acids. NCBI's taxonomy places the organism in Eukaryota, Metazoa, Mollusca, Bivalvia, Mytilida, Mytilidae. The record is from RefSeq and is a predicted model, not a curated record.